Messenger RNA from Lytechinus variegatus (green sea urchin), 5619 nucleotides. RefSeq names its product fermitin family homolog 2-like. Bases 189 to 2354 code for a protein of 721 amino acids. Gene Ontology annotation, cellular component: cell-substrate junction. Gene Ontology annotation, biological process: integrin-mediated signaling pathway; cell-matrix adhesion. Gene Ontology annotation, molecular function: integrin binding. NCBI's taxonomy places the organism in Eukaryota, Metazoa, Echinodermata, Echinoidea, Temnopleuroida, Toxopneustidae. The transcript has 13 exons. The record is from RefSeq and is a predicted model, not a curated record.
AGCUUGCGAUCGCGGAGCUCGGAGCUGCAGGUUCCACUGACACCCGUCAUUUCUUCUUCGAAUUUCUUGAAUCCGGGAGAGGAUACCAUUGAAGUAAAUCUGGAUUAUUUUCCUGUUGGUGACAUACAAAGUACAGAUACUUCAGUAAACUACGGAAAUCUCUCACGCGUCGUACUUUAAAUUUUCAAAUGAUGACGAACCCGGAAGGGUACAAGUUUACCCUCCCCGAUGGGAGGUAUGCAGAUGGAACUUGGGAUCUUGUAAUCUACAUUACCAAUCUCGAUACCUCGGUCACCAUUUCUGGUAUCGAAGGAAACUUAUCAAUUGGAGAUUUAAUGCUGAGGACUGUUCAAGCCGCUGAUGACUUCUUACAGACACAGGAACCCUAUGAAUCUGAUAUAUCCUCUGGUGUACAAAUUGACUGGUCAGACCACAUGGUCUGGUGGGAGGAUAAGAAGAUAUGGCUUCAGAAGACCAGAUUGACCCUCAACAACUAUGGUGUCCAGGCUGGGACCAGACUACACUUCACCCCUUGCCACAAGACUCUGAGGCUACAGCUCCCUGACAUGCAACUCAUUGACCGUAGCGUCAACUUCUCCAAAAAUGUUGUCUAUGCUGUAAAAGAAGUCUGCACAGAAUUAGGUAUCAAUCAUUCUGAAGAACUGUCAUUUCUGCGCAAACCAAAGAAGAGUUCCAAGCAAAAUGGGAAAUCUGCCGGGACGCGUAAGAAGAAAGAACGCGGGGACCGCGAUUCAAUGGCAUCCAGCAACAGCAAUGAGGCAGCAUCAAUAGGAAGCAUGGACGGUAUUGGACCUACAACUCCCACAAGGAGACCUUCACCAGGGAACUACAGGACACCCGGACAGAACGGGAACCCUGGCUACAGCUCUGGAUCCAACUACUCUGGAAGCAUUGAGAACUUGAAUACAUCGCUAGUGAACAGUCCACAGAGGCCCAGUGGUGAGGCCUUCGAAGGUCUUAUCAGGCCAUCAUCUUACAGAGAGAAGGCCUCUAUCAAUGCAGGAUGGCUCGAUUCAAACAGGUCAUUGAUGGAGCAGGAUGUGAGGGAGAACGAUACAGUGAUGCUGCGCUUCAAGUACUACGUAUUCUACGAUCUUCCUCAGCCCAACAGCUCGGACAUCAAACACAUCAAAGAGGAUGCCGUCAGGAUCAACCAAAUCUACGAACAAGCUAAAUGGGCAAUCCUCCGGGAAGAAAUCGAAUGCACGCACGAAGAAAUGAUGCUGUUUGCUGCUCUACAGUUACAAGUGAGUAUGCAAUCCCAGAAGCCUCAACAGGAAGUAGAUGGUCCCUCAGAUGGUGUGGAUGAUAUUGAUAAAGCUCUCACAAAUCUUCAGGUCUCAUUAGAAGGACAAACUGUAUCACCAGGACAUACGGAUAUCACCUCAGUACCAGAACUUUCAGGAGUAUUGAGAUAUCUGAAGCCUAAGAAAUUCACGUUGAAAGGUUACAAGAAGGCUUGGUUUGUGUUCCGUGACCUGCACCUUUCAUAUUACAAGAGCGAAGAGGAGAGGAACGGACAAGCUAUCCAGAGAAUCAACCUCAAAGGUUGUGAGGCGUCCCCUGAUGUAAGCAUAGCAGCUGAGAAGUUCUGUAUCAAACUCCUCUCUGUGUCACCAGAAGGAACGCAAGAACUUAUCUUGAGAUGUGACUCGGAGGAUCAGUACGCCAAGUGGAUGGCAGCGUGCCGACUGGCGUCCAAGGGCAAGUCAAUGGCCGAUAGUACAUACCAGUUGGAGGUUGAGGAGAUCAAGGCCUUCCUUAGCAUGCAGCACAGUAACAAAGAUGGCAGGGCCCCCAUCAUACCCACGGACAUGCCCGAGAUCAAGCCGGAAAACUUUGUCAGUGCACGGGUCCUCAAGAAGUACAAGGCUAAAGACAUUGCAAAGAGCAUCUUAGACGCACACUCAGGAUUACAAUCUCUGUCGCUGGUUGAUGCUAAGCUGAAAUACAUCAAAGCAUGGCAGGCACUUCCAGAGUACGGCAUCACAUUCUUUGUAGUACGCACUCAAGGCAGCAAGAAAGAUGAACUGCUCGGCUUGGCUUACAACCGGAUGAUCAAGAUGGACAUCAACACCGGUGAUCUCCAGAAGACAUGGCGCUACAGCACGAUGACUCAUUGGAAUGUAAACUGGGAAACGAGAGAACUCAUCAUCGGGAUGGAGGACGGGGAGAUCGGCGUGAACUGUCUGACCUGCGAUUGCAAGAUCGUCCACGAGUACAUCGGUGGAUCCAUCUUCUUGGCGCUGCGCAAACAGGACAAGAAUCAAGUCAAGGACAUGGCCAUGUUUGCCAAGCUCACAGGAGGUUCAGAGACGGGCGUCCUGGAAUAGACGAUUCUUCUUUCCUCAUCUCUUGAAGGAAGAGAGCGCUAGCGAAUCAGUGGUAGUGGUGGUGGACGUUGAAAUACGUUGAUGGGAAGGACAAGAAAUAAGCUACUGCUUCAUGAUGACACAUUAACACGCCUUAGGUAGUACAAAGCGAAACGUCUAAAAGGGCAUUUCAUUUAUGCGAGAACACUGGAUGCAUUGGUGAUUAAUUGAAGGGUACGGACUACGGAAUAUGGCUGUGAGGCACGGGUGAAACAAUCUGGACCGUAUUCCUUUUACAAGGCAGAGUAGAAAUACACAAUGGUAACCUGGGAGCGAAGUACGUAGAUUGUUCAGAAAUGGGGCACUAUCUUAUCCACCUUGGUUGUUGGUUUCUUCCUUGGCUUCCCACCUUCAAAGCACACUGCCGUUGGUCCCUCCAAGCAGCUUUCACUUCUUCCAUCUGUGGUGAUCUAUCAUCAUUGUUGGUCAACCUUUGGUCAACCUUGUGGUCAGCCCUUGCCUACUACUGUCAUAGAUGGAAAGCUAUGAUUAAGGAAGAAUGUCAAGAAAUGGUUAUGUAAACAGAGGUGAAUCAUCACCCAAGCUCUGUGAUGGAUCUAACUGGUUUGGUUUGUCCAAGGACAGAGAUCAUAUUGGUGCCCAGCUGUUGUUUCCGAACGACUCAGCAAUCUUUUGUUUUUUUUGUACAAACCUCUUUGCAAUAACUGUAAUUAUGCCUGAGAGGUAAUUUAAUUAAUUGGAAUGCUUGAUGUAUUUGAUAAUGGAGACAUUUUUUAUAAAUAUAUAUUUUCUUGGAAAAUUCGUCGAAUGGAUGUUUUACUUUGUCAUUUUCGAAUUCUCAUGUAUUAAUUGCAAGGUUUUAUAUACAUUUUCCCCUCUUUCCUAAUAGGCUUUUAGUCAGCUUGUAAACAGCCAAUACAUUUUUACAGAAAAUUUUGCCCGUUAAUAUCAUUAUGGUUCACAACUUUUAUGUACAUAGAUAUAUCUGUAUAUAUUUAUAUAUAAUGAACUUUAUAUGCUUAGAAUCAAGUCUCCUUUAAUACACUCAUUUACCCUAGAUGGUGCAUUAUGUGUUUUAUUUAUUGUCGGAAACCCACCCUAUUCCCCGAGUCUACAGCAACUGAUAGCAACAUUCUCCCGCAUGCUGCUUCUCAUACCUAUCCAAUGUUGUUAUCAUCAUCAUGCAUUUAUCUUAAAGUUCAUAUUCUUAGACCCCUUUUAAGAUGACACCCAAUAAUGUCACCCUCAUUAACAUUUACCCAGUCCCAUUGUAUUUGAAUAUAUUUUCAUAAAUUGCAACUACCAUAGGUUGAUACAAGUCUGAAUGUAUAUAAAAUGUACAUAGUUAAGUAAGGUCUAUACAUGUCUGUAUUAUUCUGUACAAGUCCAAUGAUAUACCUUUUAAAGCAUGUAUGUACACUAUGGAAAUACACAACUGGAAAUUGAUUGUAUUUACAAGAUUUCUAUGCUUGCUUUGUUAUACAGAAAUAUAUGAACAUGAGAAAUACUCACCAUUUUUUCGUCAAGAGUAUGUACUACAUGUAUAUCCUUGUUUAUUUAUAUAUGAUUAGUUAUGCUUGUGAGAAAUGAUAACAGUCUUAUUCCUACCCUUAUUCACCAUGUUUAGCCCCAUGAAUAAACAAUGUUGACACUAUCCCUGUUUUUGUGUACUCUGCCUAUUCUAUGACCUGUGUACUCAAUUACCCAACUCACCACAAUCUGCUGAAAAUAUUACAAUUCAUCGCAGCUUCUUAAUUUCUAAUAUUAAGCGUCAUAUAUUUUAUAUCACAUAAUUGCAACUCUCAGAGAAGCAGAACGGAUAUAUUGCAGAGGAGUCACUGUUUCUUGAUGGGCCAUUUUUGGUCACCAAAAUUAUGACAAAUCUUGAUUUUAAUUAGUUGUAAAUCUAAAAAUUGUAGAGAUUUAGUUUUGAUUUUAAAGGUUCAAAGGUUUAGUCAGCUAUCUCCAAUAUAGCAGGUUCAUGGUCAGAGGUCAAAAGAAGUGGGUCACGUGUGUGACUCACACAUACGCAUGAUUUUGAAAAUUCAAUAUUGUGAAUUUCCUGUGAAUUUCAAAUUGAAAUUUAAACUUUCAAAAAUCAUCAAUUAGUUAUAAUUCUUUGAUUUUUUUUAUUUAUAACUAACUAAAGUCAUGUUUGUCACAAUUUUUGUCACACGCAUGACCUUGAAUGGCCCUGAUGUUGAUAUAGCAUCAUUAGACUAUAACACUCAAUUGCAGAACCAGAACAAGGUUUAUUCCCAAGGAAUGAACACAGGGAACACAAAUUUCAGUACAAAGACAAUUUUUCAAACCAUUCUGAGCCUGGAAAACAUAUUCCUUACUAAAUCUUUAGAUGGGUUGAGCCCUCCACACUGACUACAGUUGUCAAUACUGGACCUUCAAUUGAUAUCACUUAAAUGAGAGAGUUGUGUUUUAUUUCACAAUUACAGUGCUGGAUUAUGUCUUUAUUACAACGAUGUACAGAUAUUCUUGCUUCCACUGAAUUGUGAUGACAAUGUAGUCCCCAUUUGUCAUUCUCGUCCAGAUAAUUCUUUUUGUUUGAUUUAGUCUGUAAAAUCAUGGUAUUUUCAGGUUUUAUUUUUUUAUACAUUUUUGCUCUUCAACUUAUACCAUUUCUUGUUAUAUAAAAAGGGAAUGAUGGUCAAGAAAUAUGAGAACUACAUAGGAAUGGAUGUUUCUAUUUCAUGAAGAAUAAAUUCUCUGAGGAUACUCUGUGCUGUGUAUCAUGUUACUAUUUGAAACCUGUUUAGUCCUGAAUUCCCAUGUGCAUAAUUCAGGUAAUAGUUAUUACCUCAUACACAACGUCAUAACUUUAUUUUGAAAAAAGUCCAUAUUGGCUUACAGAAAUAUAAUCUUCAAAGUAUUCAUAAUACACUGGGCGUCUCUCAAGAUUCUCUUGUCUUUAAAAUUUUGUUACUUUUAAUCUGAAUGGUUAAGUCAAAUAUUGAUUUAACAAUAAAGGAAGAGAUUGAAAAUGUGCCAAACAAAUCAUGCACCCACCUCUGUCUCGCCUUCACAUGGCUUUGUAGAGGAUUUUUUCCCAUUUCCCUAUUUUUUUUAUUCUUGAAUUUAGUAAAAUAUUUAAUGAAAACCCCUGUACAUUUUUACAAUGUUGAGCGGAUUUGUUAAAGUGAACAUUUGCAUGGUGAUGAUAAUUUUUUUGUUUUUAUUUUUUUCUGGGUUAAACUUUGUUAUUUUAAGUCAAACCCGAAUGAGGCGAAAUAAAACUGGCUGUAGUAUCUCA